Phyllotreta striolata is the source of this 1848-nucleotide messenger RNA. NCBI's taxonomy places the organism in Eukaryota, Metazoa, Arthropoda, Insecta, Coleoptera, Chrysomelidae. The record is from the annotation of a GenBank genome assembly.
ACAUUAUUAAUUUACUUUGGCUCGUGUAAACCAACAUCGAAUAUAAAAUGAAACACACCUUGUGGAUUUGUUUAUGUUUAUUUGUGCCUGUUUUCACCGCGGAGUAUCCGCAAGUAAAAAUCAGUGAUGGUGUCUUGAACGGAGGUUUCUUGACCACGAGGAAUAGCAGAAAAUUCAGCGGGUUUCAGGGAAUUCCAUUCGCAAAACCGCCAGUUGGACAACUAAGAUUUCGGGCUCCAGAGCCUAAUGAACCAUGGUCAGAUGAAAGAAAUGCAACUGCAGUUCAUCCAGAAUGUCCCCAACGAGACGUUUACCGAAGAUCUCCCAUUAUUUCAGGAGAGGAAGACUGCCUAUACUUGAACGUAUACACCCCGAAGUUAAAUGAUUUCGAAACCGAUUUGCUUCCCGUUAUGAUUUGGUUCCACGGUGGAGGAUUGCUAUGUGGAGGCGGAAAUUCGUACUGGUACGGUCCUGAUAUACUCUUAGAUCGUGAUGUUGUUCUUGUUACGACAAAUUACAGAUUAGGUCCACUGGGAUUUUUGGCUACUGGAGAUGAUAUAGUGCCAGGUAACAACGGGUUAAAAGACCAAAACAUGGCUAUAAAAUGGGUCAACAAAAACAUACGAAAAUUCGGGGGUGAUCCGAAAAAAAUCACACUAUUUGGAGAAUCCGCUGGUGGAGUUAGCUCAAAUUAUCACAUGAUUUCUCCAUUAAGUAAAGGAUUAUUUAACAAUGCUAUACUGCAGAGUGGGACGACUCUCUGUGGUUGGGCUUUGAGCGAAAACGAUGAAACUAUCAAAAAUACUCACAAACUAGCCAAAGCUCUCAACUGCCCAACUGAAUCUAGCCAAGAUAUGGUAGAAUGUUUAAGAAAAGUGGACGCUCGAACAUUUGUUGAGCUUGAUGAAAUAUUUAAAUUCUGGGACUACGAUCCUAUGAUUCCGUUCAAGCCGGUAAUCGAACCGAAAUCGACGAAAAAUCCAUUCCUUCCUGAUCACCCCUUAAAUAUAAUCAAAUCCGGAAAAAGCAUGGACGUUCCUAUUAUAAUAGGAGUUACAUCUGAUGAUGGUGGUCUUAAAACAUCAGGUUACAAGAACGCAAAUCUCCUGGAAGAAUUCGCUGAAAAAUUUGACGAAAUUGUUCCGGUAUCCUUGUUCUACGAUCGCACUGAAAAGGACUACCAAAAAAUGACGAACAAAAUUAAAAACUUCUAUUUCAGUGGUAAAAAAAUUCAGGAUUCGAUCAAGGACGUCACUGAUUUGUAUACUGAUGGUUGGUUCUUUAAAUGCUCUGAUGAUAUAGCGAGAUUGUACACAAAAUACUACAAGCAGCCCGUAUAUUUCUAUGUGUUUGGGUACAAGGGCAGCUCGAGUUUCUCAAAAAUAUUCGGAGGUGGCAAUGAACAUUAUGGAACAAUUCAUGCGGAUGAUUUGCAGUAUCUGUUCCCUGUGGGUGAUGGCCUGUUCCCUGAUGUACCCCCCACGGAAAGUGAUAAAAGAAUAGCUAAAGUAUUUACCACACUCUGGACUAAUUUCGCUAAAACAGGAAAUCCUACACCGAAAACUUCCAAACUGAUUCCGAAUAAGUGGUUACCAUACUCUCUAGCAAAUGAAGAAUAUUUCCAAAUCGAUAACGAUGUAUUGGAAAUGCGGAAUCACGUGUUUAAGGAAAGAGCUGAAUUUUGGAGGUCGUUGAAUGAUCCACUUCUCGAAACUAGCAAUGAAAUCAAAGAAGAAUUGUAAAUUUUGUCAUAUUAAAUAAUAAAUCUUUUAUAUUUUCGUAAAAGGCAAUAAUUAAUUAUUGUGUAAGAAAUAUAUUGGAUUGGGGCAUCAAAUUAGUGUCAAUUUU